AUGUCAAGUCAUCAUUCACUUAGCCCGCGGAAAAUCUGUAGUAACCAAAGCCAACCUGAUAUUAGAAGGCAUGAAAAUUCAUGUAAUUCAGUGAUUAUCGGUGUAUCCACUAGCAGCGAAAUUAGUGAUAGUCAUAAUUCAGAACCCGAAAUUAUUGAAGACAAACCUCCUAGUCCUUUGUCACUUCAACAAGAUGGUGUUUUCUCUUUAGUUCAAAGCCCACCCUUUGAAAAUGAUCAGUUGGAUUCUGUUUCUCCCGAAAAUCUGCUUUUGAAUCUACUUAUUGACUCAAACAACCAAACAUUAAUUAACCUAUCUGAAAUUGAUUCCACUGUUGCUGACCAAAAGCGCGAACUUGCCCCUAUCACAAGUGUACGGAAUCCUGAUCUGCAAAAUAUGACUCCAUCAGAAAGAGCAAACUCAGUCUCUGGUGAUAUAUCAAAUCCAAACUGUCCAGAUGUAGUUAAAAGUUUUCGAAAGCCGAAAUACAGUCUACGUGAUGGCGUUUCACAGCAACCCAUUACAGAUUACAUCUCUGCCUCAACUAUCGGAAGCUCAGACCCUGUCUUUUCUUUGACAACCAGAGAAACUAACUUAUCAUUAAUAGCAUCCAGGAAGAGUGUAAAAGAACUUUAUGGACAACCAAGCUGGUGGGGUGAUGGUGAUAGCGACUAUUCCUAUCCACAUACCUCUUCUUUUGGAAAUAAAGAAACUGUGCAUCCUGUUGUCGCUUCACGCAAAUACAGUAUGAAAACGGAUAUUAAUUUAACAUCUAAGGAAAAUUCUACUCGACCUCCUGCUGAAGCAUUUGUUAUAGAUUUUAGUUCUUCGAAACCUCGUUUAGAAAGACCUGCAUCAAUAUCUGGUAGUCUUAGCCAAUGUGUUCCUCUGAAGCUUCGUCAAGGUUUAGAUGAAAGGGAAAGGAGGAAGAAGGAGAAACAAUUAGAAGUUAGAAAACAAUCUACAUCCGGAAUAGUAAAUAAAAAUACAGUGACUGCCAUGUCAAAUUCGAAAUCCAGUACUACAACAAUACAAAGCAAGACAAAUAUGAAUGAAAUUCAGAAGAUCCGUUCUCGUGGUGGAUCAUUAUCUGCUAAAGGUUCUACAGUACGUACUUCAAACACCACCAGCAAUGUCACCGCCACAACGACUACUACAUCUGGGAGGUCGUCCAGUACAACCAUAAACAAGAAACCUCAAGUCACUGUGACGAAAUUAGACAAGCGAAUAACUAGUAAACCUGACCCAGCGUUACGUACAGGACGGGUAGAUAGUUCAACAAAUCUCACUUCUAGUAGUACAAAUGCUUCGAGACCUAACCUUACUGAUCGUUCUAGAGGGAGAUUAUUUAAUCAAACUAACAUUAAAGGACCUACACAAUCAAACAGAACAAAUGUUAAACCUCCAUUCUCGGUUGGUGGACGUCGAAUUUCCGCCGGUGCUGCAUCACUAACAAGUCAACGUACAGCUCCUAGCCAAUUAAAUCGAUCCAAAGUUCCAGUGGUAACACGUGGUUCAGUACACUUGUCUACUACAGGUUUAACAGAUUCACGUUCUAAUCUACGUGGGGCAUCGUCUGCAACUAGACAGUCAACUGUACAAUAUCGUGGUGUUAAUCGUAGCUUUAUGACACCGACAACAAGUUCCGAUGCAAAACAAGUAAAAACAAGAGAAUCUAUUCGCUCAAUGCCAAACGAAAGUCCAAUCUCUUCAUCACCUAAAUGUGAUUCUCGUCGAACUUAUGAAUCACCUAUGGGAAAUAGUGCUAAAAAACCCAUAACAAGUACAUUUUUACGUCGUGGUACUACUCAAGGACGUGUUGGAAUCUGUCGUAAAUUAUCUACUGAUAAUAUUAAUCAAUACUCGAACACUAGUAAAUCUUCAUUAUGUGUCUCUGAUCGAAUAGCAUCUGUAGUUUCUACCAUUGAAGCUUACGAUGAUCCAAAAGCUUAUUUAUUUUAUCGAAUGUUUCAAGGUGUAGAAGAAAUUGAAACCACAACAACUGAUGGUAUAUUUCAAGCAUUUUCACCAUAUUCAUCAAUAGACUUUCAAAAACACUUUUCAUCUGAAUCCAAUGAUACAAAUGAACAAUUAGAUUAUCAUUUACAUGGUUAUGGCAUCAAUGAAAAUUUUCAAAAUUUUCAAACUAAUUCGAAUGUACAAAAUAAAUUUUCUGGGUUACUUUCGAUUGAUGAUGAAGAAACACCUUAUCAAGAUCUUCCUUCUCAUCGUUCUGAUUUAACAACCAUAUCAACUUCAAACAGUAGGACAUUAGCAACAAAAACUCCAAUUUAUUUAUCGAAAUGUUAUACAAAUGAAAUCCCGACAGAUCAAGCUCAAAAUAUCGUUAAAUCUUCAACUGUAUCCAAUAAUAAAAUUAACUGUACAAUACAUGAGAAUGAUGAUGCAACAAUGGAUCCAACAUUAAAAUCAAUGAACCUAUCCAUGUUUGUUAGUACUUCUGUCAUUAGUUUAACACCGAGUCAAACAGGAACUUAUGUAAUUGAUGGAGGCGAUGGUAUUGAUGAUGAUAAUGAAGAUAAUAUUAAUAAUACAAAUCAAGAUUUCUUACAGCAUUCCGAUGAGCAAAAUAUUCAUUUAUCUAAAGAUAAUGACUUAUUAACACCUCGUGGAAGUCCUAUAGGCGAUAUUACGGCGGCGGGUGAAGUACUGAGUCGUCAAUCCACCAAUCGUUUGUCGAAUAAUCAACAAACAAAACAAUUGCAACAGUUUGCAAAAGAUUUUGAGAACUCCAUGUUGUCUGUUGAACAUGUACAAACACAUACAGCAGCGCAUCACCAAUAUUCUGGGAAUAAACGAUUGAAUGAUUCCAUUUCUACAGUAGAUUUAACUAAAACUUCAUCAAUUGAGAAACCUUUAUGCAUAACUAGUUCAACUGUAUGUCUUACUGAAACUCAUGACAAUACACUACAGGAUUCUAAAAAUAAAAAAGAUGUUUUACCAUGUGUAAUUGAUAACUUAGAAGAUUCUGAUCAUGUUGGAGCCUCGUUAACUAGUUUAACACCAAGUCACACAGGUACUUAUAUUCUUGAUAUAGAUGAUACAUUAAUUGCACAAGGUGUCCUACCUGUCAUUAUUCGUAACCAUGAAACUUUAGCUUCUUCAGUAACAACAAUCGAUUCUGGUCUAAAUGUUGAAUCAGCGAUGAAUACACACGGCGUUAUUGUAGAAAAUAUUACACCCAGAGGUAGUCCCAUUUCAAAAGAGAAAUUAUGGCAUAUUGUAGAAAAUGAUAAUGAUGAUAAAGGCAGAGACAACGACCUGGUGCUGGUUACAUCAAAUCAAAGCGGUAGACCAUACAAUAUUCCAUUUGAUAAUUGUGAUAACGAAUUAACUGGACAAUUUACAAUCGAGUCGUUAAGAGCUGAAUUUGAAGAUACGUAUAAAUUACUCCCAUCACCUAAUCAAUUUGUUGAUGGUGCCGAUAGUAGUGGUAACAGUAUGAAUAUUGUGGAAUCAUCAAUACCGCAAUCCGAAUCUCAUAGAUCACAAAUGAAAACAACUAAUACACAUUCUGUACAAGGGAAAGAAUCUAAUCGAACAAUGCCCUUAGUGAAUACUUCAAAUUUUACAUUACAACAUAUAAAUUAUUUUGUUAAGCCUAAAUCAAUCAAUUGUGCUGAAGUAUCAAAUAAUCUUCAAAAUGAUUUAAUUACCAAACAAAGUAUUAUUCACAAUACAUAUACACAGAAUAAUGAAAAAUAUUCCAGUGUUCAUAUUCCCCUUAAUGAUGGAGUUUCUCUUCCAACAACGGUUAGUCUGAAAUUGCCUGAUAGUUCUUCUUCAAACUCUUCUUCAUCAAAUAAUACAUCUACAUCAUCAUGUUCAAAUCAUAUUUUGAAGUACAACAGAGAAUUAACAGAUGAAUUAGAUCUAAACAAUCAGAACAUUGAACGUUUUGGUCUGAUGCAUAAUUUAAAUAACGAGAAUAAUAACAACAUGAAUGAACAUCAUCAUCAUUCCGCUUAUAAUACUUAUAUAAAACGAAGAAAUUCCGAAAAUUAUGAACAUUCAAAACUUUUGUAUAAUAAUAAUACUAAUGCCAUUCCAUCUACCACUGGGAAUCAGUUAUUCAAUGUAUCUGAGACUAUUGGAAAUCAUUGUCAUAUAACAAUUAGUAAACGUCGGGAUAAUGCAACAAUUACCAAUUUACAGUCAAUAAAUAACAAUAGUAAUUGUACAAAAAUAACAUCUACUACACCAUUUUCAUCAUCAUUUCGUGAUCCAAAUACUAUGAAUCAAUUAUUAACAAGACUGAAUUCUAUACCUACUACUCACUAUUCUCGACCUGAACAAUCCCGAAAUAUAAUUCGUACACAUUCAUGUAGUCGUGGAAAAUCUCGAUAUUACUCACAUGGAUCAGCAUCUGUACCAGAUCCAGCAUCUCCUGUUCGUUCAUGGUCAUCUAUAUCUUCCGGAACUGAGCACAGUUUAACAAAUCGAAUUGUUUGCAAAUCCCGUAAACAACUGAAUGAUCAAACUGAUUCCGGUUUUAUUGAAACCAGUUAUUUAAUGAAAACAUUGAAUACGAACAAGCCGUUGCCACAGAAUUCCAGUUCAACAUACCUAGGAAAGAAAUCUGAUCAUUUCCACAAUUCAUAUGAUGAUAAUCGUACAACAAAUUUAUCGCAAUAUAAUGAAGAUAUAAAAUCUAAAAAAUCAAAUGAAAUCGAUUCACGAACAUAUACACGUCGAAAGCAUUCUCGUUCUAAUGAUCAGAAUGAUCCACAGAAAUAUUUGACUACGUUAGAUGCUGAAUCUUAUCAAACUUGGGUAGCUCGAAUGUCCGAACUUGCUCAAGGUCUUAAUAGUCUGGCUAAAGAACCGCUAUUUCAAUCCGAUGGAAGUUGUAGUGAAGAGAAUAAAAACGAAUUUGAACCAAUAAACAGAUUGUAUCCAGAUGUUAGAACAAGUAAUUUACCAUUAAUAAAUGAUAAUACACAAACUAUACCUACAUUACCGGAUAGUACUACAGAUCCAGGUCUAUCUGAAAUUGUUGAAUGUUCAGCUUUCACUACACCAUUACCUCAUCAUACAUUAGAAACAAUGUUGUCAGUUACUCCGGAAAAUUUAUCAAAUUUUCAAAAAUUUUCUCAAACUAUUUUAAAUCGUAAUAAUACUAAGAAAGUAUAUCUUCCUAUUAUACAAAAUGGUACAGAUGAAAAAUUUACUGAUUUUAUUCUUUCAUCUCAAUCAUUCCAAUUAAAUCCAAAUUUUGAUCCGGAUAGUUCUGACCCAAAUGAAUCUGCUAUUUACUAUUCACUCAUGGUCGAUACAAUCCGGUAUCUGUCUAUAAAACUACGUCAAUUCUCCGAUAAAUUAGCCUAUCGAUUAAGUUAUUACUCACAUAAUCUCCUAGCAUUCAAUCAUCCGAAUAAGACAAAAGUGGUAGCUGUACAAAUAACUCCAUAA
Molecule: messenger RNA, 5433 nt
Organism: Schistosoma curassoni
Lineage: Eukaryota; Metazoa; Platyhelminthes; Trematoda; Strigeidida; Schistosomatidae
Source: the annotation of a GenBank genome assembly